Messenger RNA from Vespula vulgaris, 6297 nucleotides. RefSeq names its product zinc finger and BTB domain-containing protein 14-like. Gene Ontology annotation, molecular function: protein binding. The transcript has 7 exons. Gene Ontology annotation, biological process: regulation of transcription by RNA polymerase II. The record is from RefSeq and is a predicted model, not a curated record. Gene Ontology annotation, cellular component: nucleus. NCBI's taxonomy places the organism in Eukaryota, Metazoa, Arthropoda, Insecta, Hymenoptera, Vespidae. Bases 3011 to 4627 code for a protein of 538 amino acids.
GGCACGACCACUGGCACGACACCGCGUGGGGGUUGCACGGAGACCCCCUGGUGGGGCUCGGACUCCCGACCCCACAGUCCCCCACUGGAAAUGAUAUCAGUCGCGACUCGGUCGAGGGAGCCCCAACAGCACGACUACGCUCGGUGCCCCUCUGACGCGAACCACGAACUUCCUCGCGUACCUCGUCCUCGCUUUUUUCAACGCUUUCUCUCUCUUGCUCUUUUUCUCACUCUUUAUCUUUCUCUCUCAUCGUUGAGGUUGAGGGGACGUAAGGGCAUAACGGUGCAUCGUUGUGGUUGAUUUAUGACCCCGUGCGCUUCCUCAAAAACACGAUCGGAGGAGGCAACGUCGAGGACUUUGUAUUAACGAAGGUAAGAGAGUUUGCGAGUAGAAGGUAGCCGUCGUUGGUGUCGGCGACGUCGAGGCGCGGAUAUUAAUAGAGCGCCGACGACGGUGAGGACGGCGACGUAGCUCGGUGAGAUGAAUCUCGAUUCUCUUUUCCCUCUCUCUCUCUCUCUCUUUCUCUCUCUCUCUCUUUCUCUCUCUUUCUCUUUCUCUCUCUCUCUCUCUCUCUCUCUCUCUCGCUCUCACUCACUCGUACGUUCGCUGCUUACUCUCUCCGUCUGACACACUACGUAGGAUGGCAUGGCCUCGAUCCCUCCGUCGCGCGUACGCGCUGACACUCUUUCGGCUCGUCGUCCUGUCUGUGCUCGCUUUAUCUGCACGCGGUCUCAUCGAAGAAUACACGUGAUUCUCAAGUACUCGCUGAUAUUCAGAAAUACGGAAAAAAGAGACAGAGGAGAGAGAGAGGGAAAGAUAUAAAAAGGGAAAGAGAGACGACAAAAGAAACGGAAUUACACCAAUUGUUUUUUCUUCGCUAGAAAAAGUCUCGCGUUUCCUCCAUCUUGUUUUUAGCAUAUUCCUCUUUCCGAAAAUAAGUGUGCGUUCCCUCAGGAUAGCCCCCUUCGAGGCUAUGCAGUCACUCGUGCUUGUCUAUUCUAGUUGUUCGCAUCGACCCACCGUGUAUUAUCGGCGGGCGUACGUACGAAGAGAGAAAUAGGAGAGAGAGAGAGAAAGAGAGAGAGAGAGAGCGCGCGCGAGAGAGAAAGAGAGAGAGAGAGGGUCGUUCGUCGAGCCGUUUCUCCUCUAGCGAAUCGAGGAAUCGAUUUUCGGGCCGAACGCUGUGUAUCUUCCGGCCCCCCUACGUGAGAGACUGUUGGCAUGGACAAACUCCCUCCAACAUUUCUCUCUCUCUCUCUCUCUCUCUCUCUCUCUUUCUUUCUCUCUCUCUCUCUCUCUCUCUCUCUCUCUCUCGCUCUCUCGCUCUCUCUCUCUCACUCGUGACGCAAUUAUCUUGCUGAGCCCUUCGUUUUAACCUUUAUCGUAUAAUCGUUACAAAAUUUCUCGCCGUACCGCCGAAUAAACUGUAUGGAAAUGUUCUUUUCAAGUUACAAUCUCCAUUCUUUAUUUGCUCAAUUACGAUUCUUUUGGGAGAAGCAUUGCGUCGUUGCAAAUCUGAAAUAUUUUCUUUUAAAGCAUCGAGUGUGCAUCGUUCAACGCUUACUGUUUUUUUUUGUCGAGAAUCUACGCGUUAUCAAAUGUUUUCUCUUUUUUUUAUUUGUCGAAACAAUGGAUAAGCGUGUUUUGCUAUUUUUUUUUUCACACGACACUUUAACCUUCAAACGUUUUUCGUAAGAGUAACGAUCGGACUGAGGUACUCAUCUUCGUUGUCCUCCUUCUAAAAACAUAGGAAAAAGAAGAAAAUAUAAAUUCGUAGGAGACGAAGAAGGUAGAGGAUGAGGAUGAAGAGGAGGAAGAGGCACGUAGGGAGCCCCUUGGAAAGUGCGUGCGUGGGUCCACCAACGAAAUUAUGGAUCGAGGCGAGCCGAGCGUUCGCGUCUGCGCGUCAUACUUAUCGCAUAGCUUUCUCUCUCUGUCUCUCUCUCUCUCUCCCCCUGUUCUCUCUUCGCUUUUCUUCUCGUUCACUACCCCUCCCUAUCUCCUCUUUCUCUCUUUCUCCGCUUGCACGUUUUAUACGCGCUUCCCAUGUCCGUGUGCAUGAAAAUGCGAACGAGUUCACCCUCGGAAACAUCCCCGUCUUCUUUUCGACCGUACAUCCCUCCUUUUCGCUUUUUUCACGCGUUAUCCUUUGUCGUUUUAUCUCGUACGUUCGGAGGUACGAGUUUAGGCGACUAUUUCUCGAAAUCGCGAGAAUGUAUAUAAGUAUAUACACUUCUCAAAGCCUCACGGAAUUGUAUUCUAGAAUGGAUAGUUUUACGAUAAGUAGAAUUUUGUUUGUACGAAUACGUUCGGUGUAAAAGAAUUUUACUGCUUUUGUCAACGUUCUUUUGUUUCCAUACCACCGGAUUGAAAGCUGUUAAACCGAAUUCGUUAACCCGUUUGUUAGAUAUCUAAUGCAACGAAUGAGUAUCAUCUUUCGAAUGAAAUGUCUAGAAUGGAUACUAGUGAAAUGAAUGUACGAUAUCUAAAAUACGGCAAGAUAACUGAGUUACUUAAUUAGAAAGUGUCUUUUUCCGGUAACAUAUCGAUUUUAUAUUCAUGUAGAUAUAGAGAAAGAAACACGAUACGAAAGAAAUAAUUCUCGUAAAACAGAAUUCGUUUGUAUUCGUUUAAUGUUUUCUUCGUAGGCAACAGGACACAUCAACCUUUCGUCGUUAGCCUAGUGUUUAUAAGAUUUGUUAUUCACGCUCGCCUACCAUCCACGAAGACGACUCAAUAGCAGUGUUUACACGAUCGUCGCGAGAAGAGGGCACGGUUGUCACGAAAGUAUCGUUUGGCUUAGCGAGCCCGUGCAAGAGGAUAUCUUUCGAGGCUCGUUUAUGCAACACGUGUACUAUAAUACCUAUAUACUCACAUACAUAUAUAGAUUCGCGAAAGUAUAAACGCGAUCUCUAGCACUUCGAAGGAUCGCAGUUUGGAGCUUGAUAAAACGGUGAUUACGUUUAAAGUGCAUGGUCCUUCGCGGUUCAACCUCUCUAAAUGUCUCUUCAUGGACGAGCUAUCCGUGAUGCACGAACGAUUACGAUCUAGUCAGUAUUGCAUAGGAUUACAGUCUGCUAGAAUAAUGGGCGAGAAAACGUUCAAUCUCACUUGGAACAAUCACCUCGCAAACUUGUCAGGUUUGUUCGAGGGACUUUACAAAAGUGGCUCCCUCACGGACGCGACCUUAGCUUGUCAGGGAGGCAUGCUGAGGGCACAUAGGUUGGUUCUGGCAGCAUGCAGUCCUUACUUCGAAAGAGUAUUCAAGGAGCAUUACGGCGAACAGCCCAUACUUAUACUCAAAGGCGUUGCGGUGGAAGAAAUGGAGUGUCUCCUAGACUUUAUGUAUCGUGGCUCGAUCGACGUAGCCGAGGAACAUUUACCCUCGUUGAUAAAGACUGCAACGGACUUGGAGAUUCGUGGGCUCUCGGGAGAUCAGAGAAAUCAGGAUAACGGUCGAAGCUCCUAUACCAGGCUAGACGCGAGAACUCAACGAUGUCACAUCGAGACGAGGGUUCACACCACCGAGUACAUAAAGGAACCUUCGGUCAUACCUUUCCUACCGAAGCAAUCGUCGAUCGAGUCGUUGGAGGAUACCAUCAAGGUCGAGGAGAUCGAGGUCGAGGACGAUCCGAUGGUAAUGGACGGUCACGAGGAUCCGUUCGACGAGCCGUUGCGAUCAUCCGGGACGCAAAUCAAGCGCAUACCACCACCCAUGUACAAGCGGGAGACCAGAUACAAGGGACAAAAGAGAGUGUCGGUAGGUCGGAUAACAAGGAACAGCGAUCCAUUGGAUAUCAAGCCAAAGGAUCGUUCCUCUUUAAGAGAGGAAUCUGACAGGGAAUGGCCCUACGAGGAUGCCAGUAGUACGAUCAAGUCGUUUAACAACGGUUCCGUGGAUCCGACGGUACCUGACAUUCAGAUGAACGAUGAUAUGAGAGAACGGGAGGAAAGCAUGAUGUCACCAAAGAGUCCAGAAGACACGCUGAGAAUAGGUGUGAAGAGGAAAGCUGAAUUGAUAGCGAAAAGAGGUGGUGUAAACGAAACAAGGGGGGAAAUGAAGAGCUCGUUGAAGACAGACAGAGCCCAAUAUAAACCCUUCUCUUGCGACCUUUGUAUUUUGGCAUUCACCAGAGCGUCUCACUUGGCCAGACAUAGAAGAGUUCAUACAGGCGAGAGACCGUUCGCGUGUAACAUAUGUCCGAGAAUGUUUGCGAGACAAGACAAGUUAAAACAACAUCUCGAUUCGCAUUUGCAAUCUUCCAAGAGAAAGACUAAUUUAACCGCGGCGUCGACUCCAACCGUACCGGUGAAAGGGAAACGUGGAAGACCGAGGAAGGUGAAUACGGAACAGUCGGUUGUGCAAGACUUUUUGAAGUUUGGUGAAUUCAGCUCGCUUCUCGACAAGUCCCACUCUAACGAUACUUUAAGUAAAAACGAUGAUACAUCAAUGAAAACAUCGACGACGACGACCAUGACGUCGACGACAAUGACAACGACGGAAGGCGAUAAAAGAGUAACCAAUCGCGAAGAAUUGUAUAAACAAAAGGACGCGGAUAAAGACAAGAAUAAGGAUAAAGACAAUUAUGGAUGCCAGGUCGAAAACGGUCGGGAUGUCUCUUACUAAAAUUGCCGCGUUUCGAUUUUCAAGAUUAAGAUCAUUUUUCAAACUCGUGCGUACCGUUGGAAUCGUUCACUUGCGAUUAUUCGAUUACCUUGUACCUGAGGUAUCUACGCCGGCGACCAGGCGACUACGCUGCUUUUGCGAACGUUUCGAAAGAAAAACAAGAAAGUUUGUGAUCGAAGGGGAAAACCCGUCUCAAUCACGAAGGAGAAUCGAACGUUGACGGAUGAAAUUAAUCGACGUUUCGAGGGACGCGUGAACGUUUGUUCUAAACGAUCAAAUUAACGAAAAAGAAUACUGUUCUACGCUGGAAAUUCGAGCAAAUUACGUCAGCGCGGAGAUAUGGUCUAAUCUACUUUGUAAAUUCAUCCGGCCCCUUUAUACACCGACAGGAAACGAUUGUUCUGCUAUUGGUUCUGUUUGAACGAGAAAACGACGAAUGCACUACUGAUCGGUACUCUGUACGUUCGUAUAUACUUAAAUCGCAAAAUAUUCGUUGUGGAAUUAGAAUUGUAAUGCUUUUUACGACUAUUAUUUAACGACUUUGUCGCGAUAUUUAACACAUACAUGUGGAAUAUACAAUAGAUUUACCUAGAGUUGGCUCGAUGGUAGGAUGCGAGCCAUAUGUACGUACCAUACAUUAAAAGUAAUUUCGGAUAUUUUGUCAUACGUAAGAUAAGUCAAGUACAAAUCUCCAAAUAUUAGUGCACGUACGAGCACUGAAGGCUAAGUGUGCGUGUGUGGUAUACAUGUGAAGAAAUGUAUACCUGAACUGUAUAUCAUUAGACGUAUUUUGCAUAUAUGCCAUUUCAACUUGUUAGUGCGUAAAAGAAAAACUCGGUUCGUCGAACGAACAAAAGUUCAUUGUUUCAUUAAUGUAUAUCUUGAUGUUUAUUGUUUAUACGAAUUUAGAUUAGAUAUUAUCGGGUACAUUCAAAAAGAUACCUAAGAGAUCCUCUUGGUGUUUCGUACGAUUCAAAGUGACACACACAUACACACAUAUAUAUACAUACGAUAUAUACAUGUACGUAUAUAUAUAUAUACAUACAUACAUAUACAUAUAUAUAUAUAUAUUGAAGGAUGUUUUACAUUGAUCAUUAUUACACGAUAUUAUAUCAUAUGACGAAUAGCUAAGAUAAUGAAAUAGAAUAAAGUUAUAGGAGUUUUAUUUCUUUCGUUUCUUAUUCGUGUAUAUCAAAGUACGUAUGAAAAAAAUGAACUUCGAUGUAUCAAAAGAACGAAUUGCAUACGCGAAAUGAAAGAUUUUUUAAGAUAUAUUGGAGUUCAAAUUCUAUUCUUGCAAAUUACGUGAUAUAAAAUGUUGCAAUAUUUUAAUCGUAUUCGUUUUCGUAGCUUGUUCGAUUAGAAAUGGGCAAAAGAAAAUAUCAAUUAGUACGAUUGUUUUGCCUCUUUAAUUGGUUGUUGUUGUUGUUUGUUAAAGUGUCGUUUCGUUCUGGUUAUCAACGAUUCAAUAAUUAUUAUCUCACUUCAUUAGCUUUUUUUUUUUUUAAAUCAUGUGCAAUUUUUUAAACGAUAUACUAUUACGCGGCAUACUACGAGUGAACUGUAUGUAAUUUCAUGGAUCCACAUGCGAGUGAACAUAAGUGAGUCUUCAUAUCUUAUAAUGUAUAUUAUGUAGUGACGUGUAAAUAAUAUAUCUUAUGACGACAUAA